Messenger RNA from Tetrahymena thermophila SB210, 1701 nucleotides. RefSeq names its product B-box zinc finger protein. The transcript has 5 exons. Gene Ontology annotation, molecular function: zinc ion binding. Lineage: Eukaryota; Ciliophora; Oligohymenophorea; Hymenostomatida; Tetrahymenidae. The record is from RefSeq and is a predicted model, not a curated record.
UACGCCCUUAAUUAAAAAUAUAAACGAUCAAAAAAAUAAAAAUAUUAAUUUUGUUUGAUUGUAUUUUCUUUUAGCAAUUUUUAAAGCGAUAAAAUGAAUUUAUAAUAAGAAAACUUCUUUUUAAAGAAAUUCCCUUAAGUAGGUGAAGGAUCUAGCGAGUGGAUUUAACUAGAAUAUGAUCUCUAACUUGGAUUAGGAUCUAUUUCUGCUGUUAUUAAAGAUAUUAAAGCUAUCAACAAUCAAUCUUUAUAGUUUUAAUUUUAGAAGCAUAACUAAAAUAGACUUAUCCUUGAAUCAUGGAUAGAUUACGAAGAAUUGGAAUAAUCGCAAAAAAUUGAUGAAAUGUGCUACAAGGGUUUUGAAUUUAAAGAUCCCUAAAAAGGUCAUGUUUUCCCAACAGGAUAUAUUGAGUUGAGAGAUAAUAGCGAAUCUAAAAAAUAGCAUACUGUGAUUAUGUUUAAAAUUGCAGUUGGUAGAUCCUAAUGUAUACCUUAUCGCAAAGAGGAAAUAUAAAGUAGAGAUUACUUAAAAGACAAAAACAGCAAUUUUGAUAGUUUAUAUCUUUAUGAUGAAGCCAAUGAUUAAUAAGGAAGUGUUUUCUUGCAUAGAUAUGUCCUUUUUGAUAAAGAAUAAGUUCUGCCAAUGUAUCAGAUAAAAUUUGAAUUCGAUGAUAGCAAGGAAAAGGACUUGCAGCCACUAACUUGCGACAACUAAUGCUCAAACAAAGCUAAAUUCUACUGUAAAAAUGACGAUGCUUACUUUUGUCAUGACUGCAAUUUUGAUAUUCACAAUAAUAAUUAGCAAACAUUUAAUUAAAAGCAUCAUACAAUUGAGAUAUCAAAAAAAGAAAAAAGUUUUGGUAAUUGUAAGGUUAGUGAUCAUCAAGGUACUAAAUUAGAACUGUAUUGUAUGAUUUGUCAUGAGGCUUUAUGUGUUUAUUGUAAAAUUCAAGGCUCUCAUAGUCAAGGUGAACCUGCUGCACACUAGCUUUUAAGAAUAUCAGAUGCUUAUAAAAAGGCACUACACGAAUCAAAAGUUUUAGAUCCUUAAUUAGAAAAGCGCAAAAACGAACUCACUGACCAUUUAACUAAUAUAGAUCAAAAAAUAAAGGAUGUAAGCUCUAAAUCAAAAAAUAUAGAAGAUAGAAUAUACAAACUUUUAGAAGAUGGCCUAAAGUUAUUGCAAUAAAAGACAAAAGAAAAAAUGUGUAUUUUAAUAGGUGACUAGCUUGAAUUAAAAAGAUAAUAUGAUCAAAUUUAAUGGAUUGAAUCAUUUUUAAAAUAUUAAUAAAAUGUUCUUAACCCAGCUGAGUACCUAAAAGCAUGGUCAAGACAUAGUUAGCUGAGAAAUAAAAUUAUAAGUGCUGAUAAAUACUAAAUAGAAGAGAUAAGCUCUGAUAUUCAUAUGGAUGCUUAACCUAUUAAAAUUACAAGUGAAAAUAAUGUACAAAGUAGCUAGAAUAAAUAAAAUCAGCAAGAUCCAAAUGAAAAUUAAAGUAAUGUAUUAAGGGGUAACCCAAGUUCAUAAUUUAGAAGUUAGAUCUUAGGUAAUAAUAAGAAUUCUAGUGCAAAAGACAAGAAUGUUUCAAUGUCAAAUUUCGUAGUUAAUAACAAUACAUCUAGAAAUUAGAUUAAAGGUCAAUCAACUUUACAAACUAUUGGUAUUAUGAAUAAUGGUGCUACAUCAUCGGAAGGAGCUUGA